Lithohypha guttulata is the source of this 1716-nucleotide messenger RNA. RefSeq lists its product as uncharacterized. The transcript is spliced from 2 exons. The coding region runs from base 1 to 1716 and encodes 571 amino acids. Gene Ontology annotation, cellular component: plasma membrane. Gene Ontology annotation, molecular function: transmembrane transporter activity. Lineage: Eukaryota; Fungi; Ascomycota; Eurotiomycetes; Chaetothyriales; Trichomeriaceae. The record is from RefSeq and is a predicted model, not a curated record. Gene Ontology annotation, biological process: transmembrane transport.
AUGGCUGCCCUAAGACAUACAGAAGCAGACACCAAGUCGUUGGCUCCAUCUGUUUCCGACUCUGACCUCUCCAAGCCAACACCACUCCCUCAAACACCAGCAGAACCUUCUACAGAGAAAGCCUUGGACAAAGAGGCAGACUACAGUUAUGGUGGGAUCGAAGCACAAGAGCUCGACCGAGAGCUCUCACGAAUCGAGACCUCCGACUUCCCUAGAGCGUUUCCUCUUGCUAUGAUCACCGUCGCGCUGAUGUCCUCCAUCUUCCUAUGUGCUUUGGACAUGACCAUCGUCGCAACAGCAAUUCCAAGAAUUACUGAUCAAUUCCGUUCUCUCGACCAAGUCGGCUGGUACGGCUCUGCAUUCUUCCUGACUCUGGGAGCAUUUCAAUCAACGUGGGGAAAGGCCUACAAGUACUUCCCACUGAAGCUGUCCUUCCUGAUCUCCAUCUUCAUCUUCGAGAUCGGCUCCUUGAUCUGUGCAGUUGCCAACAACUCUACUACUCUGAUUGUCGGUCGAGCAAUUGCAGGUGCUGGCGGUGCCGGUAUCGCAUCAGGGGCGUACACCAUCAUCGCCUUUAGUGUUCCUCCAGCAAGACGACCCGCCUUCACCGGCCUAAUGGGAGCAGUUUUUGGUCUCGCAAGUGUCAUUGGCCCUCUCCUGGGUGGUGUCUUCACCGACAACGUCUCCUGGCGCUGGUGCUUCUACAUCAACCUCCCUAUCGGUGGCGUCGCAGCAGCCUUUAUCGUUGUCUUCUUCAAGACUCCGAAAGCUGCCCGUCCAGUCUCUGCUCCUCUUAAAGAGAAACUCCUCCAACUCGAUCUUCCUGGCUCAUUCGUCCUCAUGGCCAGCAUGGUUUGCCUCUUCUUGGCUCUACAACAAGGCGGUACAACCCAUCCCUGGUCUUCUGGCACUGUCAUCGCCGAACUCGUCAUGUUCGGUGUUCUUCUCGUCGGCUUCAUUGUCAUUGAGGUCUUCUCUCGCGAACGUGCCCUGCUCCAAGGCCGUCUGCUAGGCGACCGCACUAUUGGCGCAAUGUGCGCGUUCAUCUUCUUCGUUGCUGGCUCCUUCUUCGUCCUCCUAUAUUAUCUCCCUGUAUACUUCCAAGCAACGCGAAACGACUCCGCACAAGACAGUGGAAUCAAGAACCUCCCUCUUGUGCUCGGUGCCUCCCUCUUCACAAUGACAUCAGGAAUUCUCAUUACUGUUACGGGUCACUAUGUUCCCAUCGCACUGGUCGGCUCCAUCAUCUCCGCCAUUGCGUGCGGCCUGCUCUACACCCUCGAAAUUAACGCCUCAACAGGCGAAUGGCUUGGCUACCAAGCCAUGUCCGGCAUCGGUCUCGGUCUCGUCUUCCAGAUCCCUGUAAUCGUCGCACAGUCCGUCGUCAAGCCACACGAUAUCUCUUCCGUAACAGCAAUGAUUCUGUUCUUCCAGACUGUCGGAGGCGCCAUCUGGAUCUCGGCUGCCCAAGCUGGCUGGGCUAACCGCAUGCUCGACCAAAUUGCCGCGCGAUUACCUGAUGUAAAUUCUGGCCUUGUCAUUGCGACAGGUGCGACGGAGCUGAGACAUGUCUUUACAGCUGAGCAAUUACCAGAAAUACUCAACGCGUAUAUGGAAGGUUUGAGAAUACCGUUUGCCAUUGCUAUUGCCUUAGUGCUCAGUGUCGCGCCAAGAUGGGAGAAGAUCAAGGUCGACAUGACUGCUGGUGCAGCCUAA